UCUCUUGUGUUAAGUCGUGUGCCUAAAAGCAGCGUUGAUUAUAUCAUUCGUUAAAAUUAAUACGCAAUAAGCUUCGGUUCUAGAACGAGCCGAAAAUGCCGGGUUUUAGUAGCGUUGGCACAUUUAAAAUUUUCAUCGGUAAUUUAGCCGAUAAGACAUCAAAUGCUGACAUUAAACCAUUGUUUGAAAAAUAUGGGAAGGUUGUAGAAUGUGACGUGGUCAAAAAUUAUGGAUUUGUGCAUAUGGAAAAUGAAGAAGCAGGGAGGAAUGCAAUACAAAAUUUGAAUGGACAUAUAGUCCAUGGGCAGCCAAUUAAAUGCGAGGCUGCAAAGAGUCGUAAAGGCCCCAAUACCCCAACAACAAAAAUAUUUGUUGGCAAUCUCACAGAUAAUACAAAAGCACCCCAAGUGCGCGAACUCUUUGCCAAAUAUGGCACAGUUGUAGAAUGUGAUAUUGUCAGAAAUUAUGGAUUCGUACAUCUAGAAGCAACAGGUGAUGUCAACGAUGCCAUCAAGGAACUGAAUGGACAAAUGGUGGAUGGUCAGCCGAUGAAGGUUCAAAUUUCUACAAGCAGAGUACGACAAAGGCCAGGAAUGGGAGAUCCUGAACAGUGCUACCGAUGCGGUCGCGGCGGCCAUUGGUCCAAGGAAUGCCCGAAAGGAGGAAUGGGAGGAGGUCCGGAUAGAAAUGGAUACAGAGACCGAAUGUUUGGACGCGACCCGUAUCCUCCACCGCCGCCACCACCGUUCCUUCGGGAUCGGUUAAUGGGUGGUGGCCGCUUUGGAGAUUACGAAAGCUACUAUGACAGGAGAGGCUUCGAGGACACCAGGGAUCUCUACGAGAGGCGGUUUACGGGUAUGGGAUCCAUGCGCGACACUGGCUUCUCCCGUGGUAACGAGUAUGGCAUGUUCAGCCGCCGAUCACCCCCCCCGAGUGGCAACAAUGGCCGGUUCAGCGCUCCUUAUUACUUACAUCACUCAACCGGGAGUGGCGCGGAGGCCUGGGAUGAAGAAACGUUCCUAAGGAAUGCGAACUAGAUUUCUUGAUCGCACUACCGCGAGCCAGGAUGCGAUCCUACAAUUCUAACAAACUCUCGUACGUUGUAGAUAGAAAAGAGGAAAAAAAAAAAAGAAAAAAAAAAUAAAAUAAAAGGGCUGGCGCGAUUAUCAGGAACGGCGCCUAUCAAUUGUCUUUGAAAUGUCUCGUAAGUAGAAACCAGCUUUCCAGACGCAUUGGACAGUAAGUUUGUAUAUCGGCGUUUCUAAUAGUUGUUAAGGCCAGUUUCAUAGAUACGCUUCGGAAACAAUCUAUCACUCGUGUAUAUCAGUUUCAAUAUAUCCUUGAUUCAAACUAAUUUCGACAACUUUUCAAUCGUAAUUUUUCGAUAGUCAAUAAACUUGGGUAAUGUAAUUUGUGAAACGUAUUUUGGAAAGAAAUUGCGAGCAACGUUCGAGAUAGUUAUACGUUAGAUGAAAAGAAAAAAAAACGUGAAAGAAGGGAGAAACAAGUUGUGGUGCUUACAUUUAUGUUUCAAAGUAUCAGAAAAAGUGUGCAAAUAUUCAAGUAAUUCGUUUUUUUGUUAGUUAUAGUAAAAAAUUUGUUUCCUCACAUCAUUGGUACUGAAAUUACACGUAAAUUCGUUUUCUUUUAAUUUUUUUCUUACCUCUAAUUUUAGUUACGCGUGAAGUCUUAAUAAUCUUAAUUUUAGUGUAAUUACACAUCACUGUCAUUGAAAUAUAAGGACAAACAGUUGUGUUAAUUAAUUUAAAACUUGCAUUUCGAAUCAAAUGAUAAUAUUGAGUUAUCCGUGGAAAUUUCAUGAAACCCCGGCCCUUUGUAUCACUAUAUCAAUGCGAAGAGAUGUAUUAAAAAAAACUAUGAAAAUGCGCGUGUACACACAAUAUACACACCUCUCUCUGCAUACGUGCACAUGUACACGUAUAUACAUGAACAAAUACACAUAAAUUUAUGCAAAGAGAGCGAGGGAGAGAAAGAGAGGAGAAAGUGCGUGCGCGCGCGUGC
Molecule: messenger RNA, 2022 nt
Organism: Eufriesea mexicana
Lineage: Eukaryota; Metazoa; Arthropoda; Insecta; Hymenoptera; Apidae
Gene: lark
Product: RNA-binding protein lark
Exons: 6
Coding region: 96-1037 (313 amino acids)
Cellular component (GO): nucleus
Molecular function (GO): zinc ion binding; mRNA binding
Source: RefSeq, a predicted model, not a curated record